Vanessa tameamea is the source of this 3546-nucleotide messenger RNA. Its product is annotated as chaoptin-like. Bases 124 to 3426 code for a protein of 1100 amino acids. The record is from RefSeq and is a predicted model, not a curated record. The transcript is spliced from 3 exons. Gene Ontology annotation, cellular component: extracellular matrix. Gene Ontology annotation, molecular function: protein binding. Lineage: Eukaryota; Metazoa; Arthropoda; Insecta; Lepidoptera; Nymphalidae.
CACAGAACGCUGCGUUACUAAUAUGUCGUUUCAACGAAAAUACAAAUAUUAUCAUUAAAGGUCAUAUUACAUAUUACCCAAAAUAUAAUAUAACUUGUGUUUAAAGUAUAAAAGAUAGAUUUGAUGAUGACCAUGAAAAAUUUAAUAUGUAUAAUCUUGACAGUAUAUCAAAUAGUAAUUAAUUAUUCUCAUUGCGAAUUUCUUGAUGAUCAGCGUGGAUGUCAUUCAGAUGAGAACAUAUGUGUUACUAAGAUGUAUUGUGUUGACUACGUGGAAUUUCAUCAAAUGAAGAUAGGACGUAGUGUUUCUCAUGAAUGUUAUGACUCAAUUUAUUUUAGAAAUAAUCAUUAUGUGCCUAUUUGGCUAUAUUAUAAAAUAUAUGAAAAAAAAUACAAUAUCCUAGAAGAGCUAGAUCAUUUUCAAACUCAUUUACUUUCCGUUUUGGAUAUUACAUUUAACAAUUAUGAAACAGUUCCAACUAUUUAUAGUUUGCCAAAUCUAGAAUUGUUAAAUGUGUCACACAACGAAAUAAUUACUGCCAAAUUAUACAAUAAAUAUGAUCUAGUUUCUCUAAAAGAAAUAGAUCUUUCUUAUAAUGAGAUAAAAAUAAUAGACGAUAAUCAAAAUGAUUAUUAUAUUUAUAGUGGAUUAAAAAAGAUCUGGUUAUCUCAUAACGAACUAUCAUAUUUGCCUGAUACCACAUUCCAUAAAUUUUAUGACUUAGAGCUUUUAGAUUUGUCUUACAAUUUUAUUACCAAUAUAACUCAAUUGACAUUUGACGGCAUAAAUCAUUUAAAAAUUUUGAAACUGUCUAAUAAUGGAAUUGUUGACAUAAAUUCGUCAUUAUUCCGUUUUAAUAAACUCGUAGAACUAUAUCUUAAUAAUAAUAAACUUGAAAAUGUUCUGGUUCGAGAUUUUAAAUAUUUAAAUGAACUUGAAAUAUUAAACUUAAGCGACAAUUAUAUUGUAAAUAUAGAAAAAAAUGUUUUUAAUAAUUUAAGUUCUCUAAAACAAAUCGACUUGAGUGGUAAUCUUUUGACAGUUAUAGGAAAAAGUAUUUUUUAUACGAAUAUUUUUUUAAACAGCAUUAAUCUGUCUGCGAAUGAACUAACUGAGAUACCAACAUAUCUUUUCCAAGCAGAAUCUAUAUCAUUUUUUGCUAUUCAAAAAAAUAAUAUACAAGGGUCUCUAAAAAAGGGUACAUUUGUAGGUUUGAAAUUUAAUACUAGAUUAGAUAUCAGUUAUCAAAGCAUUACGUCCAUCGAAGAUUUAGCAUUUUUAGGUCUCGAUAGUCUAAAAGAAUUAUUAUUAAACAAUAAUAUCAUAAGAUCGUUGUCAAAUAAAUCUUUUAAAACCCUUAAAAGCUUACUAAAGUUAGAUUUAUCAUUCAACCUGAUUACUCAGAUAGAUUUUGACAAAACUGACUUGUUCAACCUUCAAUCGAUGUUAUUACAUGAUAAUCAUAUUAUACAAAUCAAAAAAGAUUAUUUCGAGAGUUUACCAAACUUACAAUUUUUAGAUCUAUCACAAAAUAAUAUAUCAAAAAUCGAUAUUCAAUCGUUUCAAGCAUUGGAACGUGUUAGUAAUAUACUAAUUAACAAAAACCCAAUAAUCGGUAAUUUAGAAGCGGAAACUCUAAAAGGAUUAAAUUCCGUUCCAAUGCUUGAUUUAUCUCAUACAUUGUUGAAUGUUAUAAUGAAUGCAUCAUUUGAUGAUAUGAUACAUUUGAGUUAUCUUAAUAUAUCCCAUAGCAAAGUAAAGGAAUUGCAGUAUAACACGUUUUUGAAUACCGGAAACAUUGAAAUUCUUGAUCUGUCUUACAAUGAAAUAAAUGAAUUCAGUUUAAAUUCGACAAGCUUAGUAAACCUUAAACAAUUAUUACUUAAUAAUAACAAUAUAAUUACAUUGUUUGGUGAUAUAUUCAAAGGUAUGCCAUUACUAAAUAAAAUAUUAUUAUCGCAUAAUCUUAUUAAAUCUGUAGAUGACGAAACAUUUAAAUAUCAAAAAUAUUUAAUGUAUUUAGAUUUGUCAUUUAAUUCUAAUAUACAAUUAAAUGCAAGUAUUUUAAAGGAAGCUAAGUUAUUAGAAACAUUAAUUUUGUCAGGUUCCAUGUCAAAUAGAACAUUGAAAGAAUUCGGUGAUAUUUCUCAAUUGACCAAUUUAGAAGUUUCACAUUCUUAUAUUAAUAACUUAAGUAAUAUUGGCUUAAAUAAAAUUGAAAAAUUACAGUUUCUGGAUUUAAGUUACAAUAAUAUGACUCAGUUAGAAACUGGUGUAUUUGCGGGCAUGGAUGAAAUAUAUAGUAUUGAUAUAAGUUACAAUCAAUUAAACAUUAUAGAACCUGGUGUAUUUAAGGAUAAUCACAUGCUUAAUUCACUUAAUAUUUCGCACAAUAAUUUAUUAGUAAUAAGCUAUGGUGUACUCCAUGGCUUGAUUGGUUUAAGAGUCCUUGAUAUAUCCUAUAAUUUUAUAAGUGACUUAGAAGCCGAACGGUUUUAUGCAGUGGCAAACUUAGAAGAACUUAUUGUAGAUCAUAAUAGAAUUACAGAUAUUUCCAUUGAAAAAUUCGGCAGUACAACCAUAAAAAAAUUAAGCAUCGGUGAUAAUCCACUGUCAUGUGAUAAAGUAUACAAUUUAAUAAAACAUAGCGUCAAGCCGUUGGUUAUUACUGCUUUAAGAUACGUUAAAAUUAAAGAAGAAAACCUAUUUGGUAUAACUUGUAUACCAAAUCAAAAAUACUCAUUGUACAAAAAUGCAAACAUUAGUCAAAAAACACAUGGAGAUAAUAAUUUUAAUGUAUUAACUGAAAUAAGAGAUAUUCUUCUAAAUUUAAAUGUUGAUAAAGGUCGAAGUGAAGAAAGAAAACCAAAAAAUGAUAAUAUAUAUAAUGACACACAAUUAUUAAAAGUCUUGAGCAUAGAUUAUGCAACUAAAAUCACUGAAUUGAGUAAUGGAACUUUAGAAUUAAAUGAAAAACAGGAAAAUACGAAUAAAUUACUGGAUAGAAUAUUAAAGGUAGUUGUUGCAAUGAAUUCACUUAAUAGGAGGAUAUCUGCACCAGUUGAAUUUAAUGUAACAUCUGAAAAUUUCGUUAAUUAUAUAAAUCAGUUAAGACAAGAUUUCGACAAUGCCAUGAUAUUAGAUAAAGAAAAAAUACUCGCUGAAGUAGACAAAAGAAUAAUAUUAAUAAAUAAGCGUAUUGAGUCAGUAAUAACGGGAAUCCCAUCAGUACCUCAAAAUGAAAAAAUGACUUCCAAUAUCGAACCUAAAUCAUCGAUUUUUGUAGAAACGUGUGUUGCUUUCAUUCUUUUGAUUUUAGUUUGUAUAGUUUUGUAUAAGGCUUAUAAGUCCAGAUUUUAUGUUCCUCGUAGAAGAUCCAUCAGUACUAGAAACAUAUCUGAUGCUAUGGAUACAUCUAAUGUUUAAUAAUAUUGAUUUAUGUUGGAUACUACAACUGUCUUGUUUUAUGAAAUUUGUUGUAAUCGUAUUAUAAUAACAAAUUGUAUAUUAUAUGUUUUUUAAUAUUAAUAAAAAUAUAAAUAAUGU